CAUCCCCGUCACAGCCGCGCCCACACUCCCGCCCGCACAGUCUCUCCGCGUGUAGCAUCCCUGGGCACGCGUCCAAGGUCACCUUCUCACUUGCGCGAGGCCUCGGCUUCUGGCGGGCCAUCCGCUCGCGGUCGACGGAGGGGACCAGCACCUCUAGCGCUUCGAGCAGCACACCUCGCUCUCUGCGCUCUUCGUCUGCUGCCCGCUGCCUGUCUGCAGCGACGGUUCCUCUCCCUGGUCGUCUAGUCCCCUCCUCUGGUCGUCUAAUCUCUCUGCUGCGCCCGGCCGCAACUCCGCCUGCCCAGCACCGACGAGCGCCAUCCUGCCACACGCUGCCCAGCAUGCAGUAUGUUGGCCGCCUUGUCUCUUCGGUCUACAACUCGGUGCCGUCGAUCAACCCGGCGACGCUGAGCGGCGCGAUCGACAUCAUCGUGGUGGAGAAGAAGGUGGACGUCGAGGAGGAUGUGCCCGACGACACGCCGGGCGCUCUGCCGGGAGCGAUGAAGAAGCGCGUGCGCUCCACCACUGAGCUCAGCAGCACGCCCUUCCAUCUGCGCUUCGGCAAGAUGUCUGUCCUUCGUCCGGCAGAACGCAAGGUGACUCUGCACCUCAACAACUCGCCCGACCCUCUUCCGUUCGCCAUGAAGGUCGGAGAGGCAGGCGAGGCUUUCUUCGUGCUGGAGCUGGACGAAGACGAGUCGCGCGAGGGCAUCCCCGACGAUCUGGUCACGUCGCCGAUCCUUUCCGCGGCGUCGAGCCCAGAGCUCUCUGCGGACUCGCUAGAGCUGCCCGGCGAGGACGGCAUGGAGGCGCUCGACCUCGGAGCCAGCAUCUCUGCUGCCACGGCGCAGGAAGACGCAGCCAGUGCUGCCACGACCUUGCCUAGCCAGACGACCGAGAGCGCCGGGGUCACACAGCCCACGAGCCGCGCUUCCUCGGAUGCGCACUUUGAUGGAGAGAAGAAGGGCCGUGACGAGCCCGAGCAGGACGAGACUCGUCCUGACGACGACUCGCCGGGCACGCUCGACGUCCCGCCAGACUCGGGCGCCACUGGCAGCGGCCCAGCCGGCCCGUCCAGCGUCCUGGGCCAGGUAGGCGCCGUCGUCUCAAAGGCCAGCGGCGUCAUCGGCGGUGCGGGCCGCUCGGUGGUCGCGCCGCUGACCGGCGGCAGCAACAAGCUGGAGAAGAUCCGCAAGGCAGAGCAGACGGGCGACGACGGAUCUGCGCCGCUCGCCGGAGGAGACGGAGCCGGCGGUGCCGUGCCUCUGGAGUCGACGAGCUCGAGCAGCGGCCAGCGCAGGAUGCAGGCGGAGGACGAUGCCACGCCGCCCACUGAGCCGCCGCAGGCCGACGACACAGAGACCGACAAGCUCGAGAUGGCCAUGAAGCGGCGGGCCGAGCGUCUUGUGGGACAGGCCCGUCGUCGCUCUUCAUCGCCUUCCGGCGAGCGUGACGACACGCGCGGACGCCAAGCCGAUUCCAUGCUCCAUGCCGACGAGCAGGAGGAGGCCUACCCCUCUCCGUUUGGUGCUACAGGCGGAGGGGUGUCGUCGUCGCAGCACUCCUCUGAGUCCGCCGGCGGCGCAGCGUCUGCUAGCGAAACACGGCCGGCCGCCCAGUCCGACCACUCCGAGUUCCUCGCCGGACGCCGCCUUGUGCCGGUAGCGAGCGGCCUCGGCACCGUGCAGCUCUCCGCCAGCCAGGUGGAGCCUCGCAUUCUCAAGGAGCGUCUGGGCCAUUCGCCGUCGGCGUCCGAGCAGAGCACAGCUGGACGUGAUGAGCAGGACGAUAGCGCCACGACGAGCAAGACUGCGUCGCGGAUCUCAGGCACGAAGCGCAAGGAGGAUCUCCAGUACAUGCUCGACAUGGACGGCUACAAGAUGACGGCCGACGGCGAGGACCUGGCGUUUGCCGAGGGCAAGCGCUUCUCCGAGGAGAUGCCGCUCAGCAGGCGUCACGGCGGCUCUGGCCGCCACGGCCACGGCGAGCUGAUGGCACACCCGCAUUCGCCGCACUCGGGAGACGAGCUGCGCCGAGCGGUCGCGCAGGGCACACGGCCUCGCAGCGCGAGCAGAGGUGCUUCACCAGAUGCAGAGAGCGAGCAAUCCGAUCGACCGCACCUGGGGCAUCGCCGCAACUCGGCGUCAAGUGCUUCUAUCGCAUCCGACUCUCUUCGCCGAGCCUCAUUCACGCCCGGCAAGAUCAGCACGCGCGGUCUGCCAGACGACACUCCACCCCUCUCUGCCGCAGCAGACGGAGACUUUGGCGCCGACGAGCUGAGCCUCAGCCGCGAUCUCGUUCGCCUGACGCGUCUGCUGCGCCCUGACACCCUGGCUGCCGGGCCUGCUGAGGGAGAGAGCGAGGAGGCAGAUGUGGCGCAGGACGACAAGCAGCGCGCCGAGCCGUCCAGGCGUGCCAAGCGCCACUUCCAAGACACUUCGCUCAGCGACACCGAGGCAGAAGUGGGCUCGACCUCGUGGUCUCAGCAUCAGCGCGCGACGAGUGCCGACAUCGAGUAUAGUGCUGCCCGCCACCGCACAGUCAAGGGCGACGUUACGCCGCCGCACAGACCCGGCGGGCUCGACACCGAUGCGCUCCUGCGCUCGCCCGAGUACGAGUGGGGCUGGGGCGAGCUGCCGAAGCAGAAAGAACGGGCGCAGCGGAGAGUGCGGCACCAGAGCACUGCCGGUGCAGGCGGCUCCGAGUCGGCACGACGCGCUUGCGCGAUGGAUGCCGAGCAUGGCGCACUCGACGGCCUGGCGCCGGACGUUUCCGGCAAGCUCUGGAGCUCCGAGGAAGAGCCGUACAUCUUCAAGCUGCAGCUCGACGACGCUGCGCAUGACUUUGAGCUCAGCCUGUGCUUCUCCGCAAGCUUCGGCGCGGCCGGCUCUCCGGCGGCAAGAGAUCAGGCCUCGUCGGCGUCCGACGAGGAUCGGUACAACUUCGAGGAGAACCGCAUCAGUUUCCAGCGCUUCCUCGACGACGAGGGCGUGGUCAACGACGACCGCCUCGUCGUGCGCUACCAUGAUCGCUUCCUGACGUGGGAGAAUGCUUCUGCUGUUCUUGCGACACUGGCUCUAUACCGCAAGACCCUCGCAGCGAGCCAAGCAGGCAGCGCUGCAGCUUCCGCGAAUGCCGACGCGGAUGUCGGGCCUCGCGCAAGUGUUUGGUCGCGCUGGUGGAACCGGAGCAAGACUGCGGAGCUGGAGGCGGGCAAGACGCCAGAUGGCGCUCCGCUGCGUAGCUCCGACGAUCUGGCUCCCGCAGUGUCGGCGUCGGUACCUCGCCCUCUAGACCGUGCGCAGACAGACUCGGUGCUCGAGGUCAAUGCGGAAGCCAUCAAGAUUGCCACCGCCGCCAGCGCAAGCAGCAACGUCGCGCCCACGGCGGCUCAGCAGCGCAAGCCGCAGAAGACCUACGCAAAGACGUUGAGACUCACCUCAGAGCAGCUCAAGUCGCUCAACCUCAAGAAGGGCGCCAACAAGAUCACCUUCUCGGUCACCUCGUCGUACUCGGGCGUGGCCACGUGCACGGCGCGCAUCUUCCUGUGGGAGAGCACGCACCAGAUUGUCGUCUCAGACAUCGACGGCACCAUCACCAAGUCCGAUGCGCUCGGACACGUCUUCACCAUGAUCGGCCGCGACUGGACGCACGUCGGAGUUGCCAAGCUCUACACAGACAUCGCGCGCAACGGCUAUCGCAUCAUGUACCUGACGAGCCGUGCCAUCGGGCAGGCCGACGCGACGCGCGACUAUCUCAAGGGCAUCAAGCAGGCCAACUACCAGCUGCCCGACGGGCCCGUCAUCAUGAGCCCAGACCGCCUCAUGGCCAGUCUGCACCGCGAAGUCAUCCUGCGCAAGCCCGAGGUGUUCAAGAUGGCGUGCCUGCGCGACAUUGCGCGCCUCUUCGGCGCCGACCCGCGUGCCUCGCAGCCCAAGAACAUCGGCCCCGAUGCGGCGGAGCGCUGGCCCGGCGUCCAGGCAGACUCGCUGCGCAUGGCGGGCAAUGCCGCUGCGGGCCGCAUGGACAGCCCGUCACAGGGCGCUGCCACGGCGCAGGCAGCCGACUCGGCCGCGCAGUCGGCGCUCCAGACCUCGCCGUUCUACGCCGGCUUCGGCAACCGCAUCACCGACGCCCUGAGCUACCGCAGCGUCAACAUCCCGAGCUCGCGCAUCUUCACCAUCGACUCCAACGGCGAGGUAAAGAUGGAGCUGCUCGAGCUGGCUGGCUACAAGUCUUCAUACAUCCACAUGACCGACCUUGUCGACCAGAUGUUCCCUCCAAUCACCGUGCGCUCGGAGGCGGCGGCCAUCCAGCCGCAGUACAACGACUUCAACUUCUGGCGCCCGUCCAUCCCGCAGUUCGAGCUGCCGCCAGACGACGAGCUCCUGGCGACGCCGCCCGUCUCUCCCGCACUGUCGGCACGCAGCGGCCGCAGCGUCCGCAGCACCGCCAGUGUGCGCAGCGGUGGCGGCGAGAGCUCAAAGGACGAUGAGCCGCGCCGGAGGAGCAGAUUCGGACUCGGCAGCCUUGGUCUCAGCCGGCGGACCAGUGCUCAGACCAUCGCCAGCCCCGAGGGCGUCGAGAGCAAGACGCCGCAAGCGCCGAGCCACUCGCAGACUCUGCCGUCGAGCACGUCGGCGCCCGAUCUCACCGCCGAGGCAGCGCUGGCCGAUGCACGCACACGGCCGUCGGCGUCGCAUGGACGAUCCGACUCACUCGAGGCGGCCACAUCCAGCAGCUACGGCUCUGGUGUCACCUCGUGGACCGCACCCUGGCGACGCCGUCGCGCGGCUUCGCCCGGCGGUGACGGCACGACGCAGGCGACCUCUCCCCUCGUGGGUCCUGUCAUCACGGCCGAGCCGGACUCGGAGGACGAAGGCGAAGGCAUGGCCUCGGACGACGACGUCAGCCUCUUCGACUUCAGUGGCGCUGGCCAGAAGAGCAAGGCCGAGGGCGCCAGCGACGCGCGUGACGAGGAAGACGACCGCGGCAGUGAGGAGGAUGAGGACAGCGAGGACGAGAAUGCGGGGGACCAGGUGCUGGA
Molecule: messenger RNA, 5047 nt
Organism: Tilletiopsis washingtonensis
Lineage: Eukaryota; Fungi; Basidiomycota; Exobasidiomycetes; Entylomatales
Product: LNS2-domain-containing protein
Exons: 6
Biological process (GO): fatty acid catabolic process; triglyceride biosynthetic process
Cellular component (GO): nucleus
Molecular function (GO): phosphatidate phosphatase activity
Source: RefSeq, a predicted model, not a curated record